Messenger RNA from Laetiporus sulphureus 93-53, 1419 nucleotides. Its product is annotated as nucleotide sugar dehydrogenase. The transcript has 7 exons. Gene Ontology annotation, molecular function: UDP-glucose 6-dehydrogenase activity; NAD binding. The record is from RefSeq and is a predicted model, not a curated record. Bases 1 to 1419 code for a protein of 472 amino acids. Gene Ontology annotation, cellular component: nucleus; cytosol. NCBI's taxonomy places the organism in Eukaryota, Fungi, Basidiomycota, Agaricomycetes, Polyporales, Laetiporaceae. Gene Ontology annotation, biological process: glycosaminoglycan biosynthetic process.
AUGGUUGCCGUCAACGUUAAGAAAAUCUGCUGCAUCGGCGCUGGAUACGUCGGUGGCCCGACGUGCGCGGUCAUUGCGCUAAAGUGCCCGCAGAUUGAGGUCACCAUCGUCGACCUCAAUCAGGAGCGUAUCGACGCCUGGAAUAGCGCCGACUAUGAGCUGCCCAUUUACGAGCCUGGCCUCGUCGACGUCGUCAAGCAGGCGCGCGGGCGCAACCUUUUCUUCUCCACCAAUGUCGACAAGGCCAUCAACGAAGCAGACCUCAUCUUCGUGAGCGUCAACACGCCCACCAAGAAGAGCGGUGUCGGUGCGGGCUUCGCGGCUGAUCUCAACAGCUAUGUCGAGCUGGCGACGCGCCGCAUUGCCGCCGUCGCGCACUCGUCCAAGAUCGUCGUCGAGAAAUCCACCGUGCCGUGCCGGACGGCCGAGUCGAUGCGCACUAUCCUCGAGGCCAACUCGCGUCAGGGAUGCCGCUUCGACAUCCUCUCGAACCCCGAGUUCCUCGCCGAGGGCACUGCCAUCACCGACCUCUUCUCGCCCGACCGCGUGCUCAUCGGCUCGUUGCAGACGCCCGAGGGCAAGAACGCGUCCGCGGCGCUCGCCGCCGUGUAUGCAAAUUGGGUGCCGCAGGAGCGUAUCCUGACUGUUGGCCUGUGGUCCUCCGAACUAUCGAAGCUCGCUGCGAACGCGAUGUUGGCGCAGCGUAUCUCGUCAAUCAACGCGCUCAGUGCAAUCUGCGAGGCGACGGGCGCGAAUAUCGACGAGGUCGCGCAUGCGGUUGGCUUUGACUCGCGCAUUGGGCCCAAGUUCCUUCGCGCGUCCGUCGGCUUUGGCGGGUCUUGUUUCCAGAAGGACAUCCUCAACCUUGUGUACUUGAGCGAGAGCCUGCACUUGCCGCAGGUUGCUGCGUACUGGCGCCAGGUUGUCGAAAUGAACGAGUACCAGAAGGCACGUUUCUCGAAGACCGUGGUGGACACGCUGUUCAAUACGAUCACCGGGAAGCACAUCGCACUUCUCGGGUUCGCGUUCAAGGCCGAUACUGGCGACACUCGUGAAUCGCCCGCCAUCACACUCGUGCGCGACUUCCUCGCCGAGCGCGCAUUCAUCAACAUCUACGACCCCAAGGUUGAGGAGGCGCAGAUCUGGCUCGACCUCGCGGAGGCCUGCCCCAGCAUCCCGCUUGAGAUUAUCAAGAAGCAAGUGACGAUCGCGCCCUCGGCGCUCGAGGCGUGCAAGAACAAGGAGGCGAUUGUGAUCGCGACCGAGUGGAAGGAGUUCCGCGAGAUUGACUGGAAGACGGUGUACGCGCACAUGGCCAAGCCCGCGUUCGUGUUUGAUGGGCGCAUGCUUGUCGACGCGGAUGCGCUGCGGGAGAUCGGCUUCAAGGUGAAAGUCAUCGGGCGCGGCGACAGCGAGUAG